AUGGAGUCUUUCCCCUCCCCCUCCAAGAAACAGUAUCCCGGCGCCCCUGAUGCCCCAUUCCCCUAUCGAUGCCGUGCCGUCUCUUUGACGCCGCCGCCGUCCGAUCCCCUCGCAAAAAGCCCACAACCAAGAUGGGGGGAAAAGACAAGAUGGAGAGAUACUCAACAAGCAGCAAAGCAGGACCCAAUAGAGGAGGCUAACGAGUUGCUGACAGCUACCUUCAAACUUGACGUGCGUAACCCUUUCGCACGGCCGCCGCUGCAAGCGAUGUCGACGACGCCGAACCUAGCGGCAGACGCCAGACCAGGAGCUUUGCGGCGACUGCGGGAGAGCUUCGCUCGCGGCUUUUCCAUGGGUGCCACAAAGCCAACCGCCCCCCCCCGAGUCGAGUCGGGCUGCAGUGACGAACUCUAUCUAGCGUUUCUGCUCCAUUUCCAUUUCGGACUGAUGCCCGACCCGAAAGCCUGGCGGACGGUCAAUCCUUCACCACACUGA
Colletotrichum lupini is the source of this 495-nucleotide messenger RNA. RefSeq lists its product as uncharacterized. The coding region runs from base 1 to 495 and encodes 164 amino acids. NCBI's taxonomy places the organism in Eukaryota, Fungi, Ascomycota, Sordariomycetes, Glomerellales, Glomerellaceae. The transcript is spliced from 3 exons. The record is from RefSeq and is a predicted model, not a curated record.